UCAACCGCUGUAUACUUUCAUGAGGCAAAGUGGCUGUUAUGUUGCUCAUCCUGGCUUAAACAUUUCUCCUCAGAUUUUUUUUUUUACAACUAUCCCAGGGCAAAGGUGGACACUGACAGAGCAUCACCAGACAGCUGCAAGCUAACAGUAGCUUUAGCGGAGAGAGGAUACAGUGCAGUGCAGCUGGCUCACUCACGCUAGCUAAACCACACGGUAACGGUACAGCUGUUGAAGGCUAACUCCACAGACAACUGCCCUGACUCACCGUCCAUCCCGCUGGAGUAACGUUACUGCCCGGGAGGAGGAUAUGAACGAGCUGGUGAAGAGUUUGCCCUCCCCGACUCUCCCGGGGCUCCUCCUGCCAGGUGCGGACACCUACAAAGGCUGGCUCUUUAAAUGGACCAACUACCUGAAAGGCUACCAGCGGCGAUGGUUCGUGCUCAGUAACGGCCUGCUGUCCUAUUACAGGACUCAGGCUGAGAUGGCACACACCUGCCGGGGCACAAUUCCUGUCGCAACAGCGCACAUCGAGGUGGAUGACACUUGCCACUUUGUGUUAACAAGUGGAGGAAGAAACUAUCACCUGAAGGCCACCUCUGAGGGAGAGUGUCAGAAAUGGGUGUCAGCCCUGCAGCAAGCAAAGGCCAAUGCCACAUUACUGAUGCAUCACUCAGAUGACUCAGGAGAUGAAGGCCCUGAACCUCAGGAAGAUCGAGCCCUGACCCAAGGGGUGCUCAAGAGUCUGGCCAGCAAGCUAGAUGACCUGAGCACCUGUAAUGAGCUGAUAGGGAAGCACGGCGCCGCCCUCCAGCGCUCUCUCAGUGAACUCGAGGAACUGCGUGCAUCCUCUGACAACACGGACAGAGUGAAAGCUGUUAAUGAGAGAGCCACCCUCUUCCGCAUCACCUCUAAUGCUAUGAUCAAUGCUUGUCGUGACUUUCUGGAUGUAGCAGAGUCUCAUAACCGGAGGUGGCAGAAGGCCCUGCAGUAUGAGAGAGAACAGCGCCACCAUCUGGAGGAGACCAUUGAACAGUUAGCCAAGCAGCACAACAGCUUAGAGAGAGCCUGGAGGGAGAAUCCCACCUCGUAUACAGGCGUGGAGCGGUCUCAGGAGGGGGAUGCAAGUGACGAGAAUGACGAGGCUGAGUUCUUCGAUGCCAUGGAGGACUCCCCUGCAUUCAUAACAGUGACGACUAGUGGUGAAAUCCAGCACAAGCGCUCAGGGAGUAAUCAGAGUAUGAUGAGCGGAGGAGUGUCCAAUGACUGGACUCAGAAUGAGAAUGAUACCUCAGGCACAAACCACAUACAACUACGAAGAACAAGACGCAGUCGUAUUCCUGACAAACCAAACUACUCCCUUAACUUGUGGAGUAUUAUGAAGAACUGUAUCGGCAAAGAUCUGUCCAAGAUACCCAUGCCUGUAAACUUCAAUGAGCCAUUGUCGAUGCUGCAGCGUCUGACUGAGGAUCUGGAGUACGUCGAGCUUCUGGAACGGGCAGCUCGCUGUGACUCCUCUCUGGAACAGAUGUGCCUGGUAGCUGCUUUUUCAGUGUCCUCAUACUCCACCACAGUCCAUCGCACAGCCAAGCCAUUCAACCCUCUGCUGGGGGAGACUUUUGAGCUGGACCGACUGGAGGAGUACGGAUAUCGCUCCAUCUGUGAGCAGGUCAGUCACCACCCACCUGCUGCUGCCCACCAUGUGACAUCACAGCGAGGAUGGACCCUAUGGCAGCACAUCACAAUUGACAGCAAGUUCCGUGGGAAAUAUAUUUCUGUCAUGCCUUUAGGAAACAUUCAUCUGCAGUUCCACUCAAGUGGGAACCACUAUGUGUGGAGCAAAGUGACUUCAACUGUGCACAACAUUAUUGUGGGAAAACUUUGGAUUGAUCAGUCUGGGGACAUUGACAUCGUAAACAACACUACCAAGGACACCUGCCGUCUCAAAUUCUCCCCAUACAGCUACUUCUCCAGAGAAGUUCCUCGUAAAGUGACAGGAGUGGUGGAGGACAGAGAGGGCACUGCUCACUACAUCCUGUCAGGGACUUGGGACGAUAAGAUGGAGAGUGCCAAAAUAGUGGACAGCAGCCAUGGAUGUGGAAAUUCUGAAGGCAAACAGAAAACUGUUUACCAAACUCUUCAGCCAAAACUGUUGUGGAAGAAAUAUCCUCUCCCAGACAAUGCAGAGAACAUGCACUAUUUCUCCUCCUUGGCUCUGACUUUGAAUGAGCCAGAAGAGGGCGUUGCGCCCACUGACAGCCGUCUGCGGCCAGACCAGCGUCUGAUGGAGGUGGGUCUGUGGGAUGAAGCAAACACCCAGAAGCAGCGACUGGAGGAGAGUCAGAGGCUGGAAAGGAAAAGGAGGGAGGCACAAGCUACCCAGGCACUCGAGGAAGGACAAGACAUUGAGGGAUACCAGCCUCUGUGGUUUGAGAAGAGGACAGAUGACAGAACAGGAGAAAACACCUACGUGUACAGAGGCGGCUAUUGGGAAGCCAAAGACAGACAGGACUGGAGCCAGAGUCCUCAGAUCUUCUAGGACAAUAUUUCUCUUCACAAUGUGUCAUUAGACCAGCUGAGAGGUUCUUCCUCAUGUAAGGAUACUCUGUGAGUUAUAAGGACUACUGUCUGGGUGUGGAUGUGUUUAUGUGUGAGUGAAUGCUGGUGAAAGUGAACCAGCUAUUUGACGUAGCUCCUGGAAUAUGAAGCACAAAACAGCUGCAAAACAGCUGUUUACGAAGCAAAAACUCCUGCUUCCACCUACUAAUCUCCUCUCUUCUGCUCUGUUAUGACGUGUUUGCAGAAAGCAUGGCCUCAGUUUACGUGUGCUGUGUAAUCGCUUAUUCAGCACUGCAGGGAACUUACAUUUCAGAGUACAUGAAGUUCUCAUAUGUGUCUAAGUGUGUCUGUGGGGCUGAAAUACUUUACAUAUGCUUUACAGAGAUAUGACUCCGACACCAAAACACACUUUUUUAAGUGUUCUCAACUAGUGGGCAAAAGGAGUCGCUGCAUACUGAAUGUCUUGUUCUCCUCAGAGCCAGAACAACAUGUUCCUCAAGCUGGACUCCAACACAGACACCGGCUUUUCAGAAGGAACGCAGCAGGACAAAUCAUUCUUGUGUGCUAAAAGGCUUUUCAGACAGAUUUUCAUCUAUGGAUCCUUCUGAUUAUUGGGAAUCUUUCCUAUCCUUUUCAAAGUUGCUUUAAAAGCUGUAUCUUGAAGUUUAUACCGUUACGUCCAGGGUUAAACUUGCACAAAUCUGUAACAGACAGCCUAACUUACUAGGAGCAUGGAGUUCUAAGCAUUUGCCAAGCUGGGAGGGUCUAAGAGAAGAGUUGCAUUGUGGGAAAUGUAGGAUUCAUCAAGUUCAGAGCUUGAAAUGUAUCAACUGAAAGUUGUAGUAUCUGAUUAAUGCACCACUCUUUAUUCAAUUCAUCUCUGACUUAUCCCAAAAACUUUUUUGAGUUAAUAACAGGAAAACCACUUCAGAUAUCUUAAGAUUGAAGUCCCUCUGAAGUGUAAAUCUGCUUAACCUGGGGAUUUUCUUCUGCAAGGAUUUAUUUUGGUGCUCAAAGGUAAUUUUAGCCUUAAUUAUGUAAUGAUGUAUUAAGUCCUUUGUGAACACUGCAUCCAAACAGAAAGAUUCAGUGUAGUUUAAAGAAACCAAACUAGACAUAUUUUUCUUCAGUAUCAGGGUUUCUCUAUUGGAUUCUUCAAAGUAAAUCAAAGAGGGUUUUUUUUUAAUAUUCUCAAAACAACAGGAGAUCAUCUCGGUAAGUAUCUAGAAAUGUAUCCCUCAUUGAAACUGUGAGAAAUGCUGGCUUUUCUUGGGGUUUCUUUGUUUGAAAAUGUGGCAUAAUGUUAGCAAUAACACAACUGCAUGUUCACUUGAGAAGAAAAGUGUCCCGAGACUGAAAGGUGUUUUAGGCAGCAUUAUAAGGUGUUUUAUUCACAGUAUCCAUUUGAUGAAUGAUUGAUACGUAAUGUGAUUUAUACAUGUAAAUCAGGAAACAAUGAAAGAAAGGCUUAGCAAUACAUAGGCUAAUCUUUUUGUGAAGGCGGGCACUGGUGUUCGUAGAUAAGUAGUGAAUGUAGAUUCUAUAGCUAAUACUAACCUAUUUAUUUGUAGAUUGCAGCUUCCUGUGUAUUGUAACAUGCAUUGGAUGGUUGAUUUUGCCUGUACAUAGUUAGAAAUAAUAGAAAUAGGAUGACUAUAGUCACUUAAAGGAAUUAUUGUUUCACAUUACUUGAACAUUGGCAUUUUGGUCACUAAUUAAACUAUAUUGUGUUUGUGUAUAGAUCAUUUUAAAUGGAUUGUAAACCAGCUAAUGAAGUGUUAAGAGCAUAGGUUACCAAAUGAGAUGAGGAUUGAUCAUGUACAUUAUUGAUGAUGCAAUUAAGGUGUUUCCGAAACAAGCACAAUAUAAAGGUUUUCCUCCAGGUAAUUAAUACACGAGACAUAGGCUAAAAGAUCUUCAUGGCAACACAUAGCUAUGCAUGGUUUUAGAGUGCUGAGGCACUUAUGUAGUGAAAAAAAGCCUCUUCACCUAGCUAAUUGUUUGUAAACUAAAACAUGAUGUGAACUCACCUUUUGUGCCCUAUGACC
This is a messenger RNA of Cheilinus undulatus (humphead wrasse), 4604 nucleotides long. It is a transcript of the gene osbp2a, whose product is annotated as oxysterol binding protein 2a. The transcript is spliced from 14 exons. Gene Ontology annotation, cellular component: membrane; intracellular membrane-bounded organelle; cytosol. Gene Ontology annotation, molecular function: cholesterol binding. The record is from RefSeq and is a predicted model, not a curated record. Lineage: Eukaryota; Metazoa; Chordata; Actinopteri; Labriformes; Labridae. Bases 308 to 2536 code for a protein of 742 amino acids.